Panicum hallii is the source of this 2304-nucleotide messenger RNA. RefSeq names its product subtilisin-like protease SBT1.7. The record is from RefSeq and is a predicted model, not a curated record. Lineage: Eukaryota; Viridiplantae; Streptophyta; Magnoliopsida; Poales; Poaceae. The coding region runs from base 1 to 2304 and encodes 767 amino acids. The transcript has a single exon. Gene Ontology annotation, biological process: proteolysis. Gene Ontology annotation, molecular function: serine-type endopeptidase activity.
AUGGCGUCCAUCACCACAAAGCUCUUGCACCACCUAGCACUGUUCCUCUUCCUUGUGCAGCUCACCGGCCCAGUUCUCGCCUCAAAGAUCAAGAGCCAUGCUGCGCUCAAGCCUCAGCCACCGAGCACCUACAUCGUCCAUGCCAACCACCUCGCCAAGCCGCCGCACUUCGCCACCCUCGAGGACUGGUACCAUUCCAUAGUGGCAGCCCACUCACCUCGCCCCACCAACACCAGCCGCAUCUUGUACACCUAUGACACCGUGAUGCAAGGCUUCGCCGUCCAGCUCACUGGCGACGAGGCCCGGCGCAUGUCAGGCACUCCCGGCGUCGCCGCUGUGUACGAGGACGAGAUGUUCUACCUUCAGACCACGAGGUCGCCGGGGUUCGUCGGCCUCGACCCGAAGAACGGCGCCUGGAACGAGACGAACUUUGGCGACGGCGUCAUCAUCGGCUUCAUCGACACCGGCAUAUGGCCCGAGAGCUCGAGCUUCAGUGACAACGGGCUCGGCCCCGUCCGGGCGAGCUGGAAGGGCAAGUGCGUCGACGCCGACGAUUUCAAUGCCAGCCUGUGUAACAACAAGCUGGUUGGAGCCAAGGCCUUCCGCGCUGGCAGGGCGGGGAGCAAGAUCUGCGGCGGCGUCCCCUCCCCGAGGGACAAGGACGGCCACGGCACGCACGUGUCCUCGACGGCCGCCGGCGCGGAGGUCCCGGACGCCGGCCUCCACAUGUUCUCGCGAGGGACCGCGUGGGGCCUGGCGCCCAAGGCGAGGAUCGCCAUGUACAAGGCGUGUGACAUCGACGGCUGCUCUGGGGCGGACAUCAUAGCGGCGGUCGACGCCGCGGUGAAGGACGGCGUGGACAUCAUUUCCAUGUCCCUCGGAGGCCAGCCGCGCUCCUUUCACAGCGACGCCAUCGCGAUCGCCACCUUUGGCGCUGAGCGCAACGGCGUCUUCGUCGUCCUCGCGGGCGGCAACGCCGGACCGGGAGCAUCUACGGUGAUCAACACGGCGCCGUGGAUGGCCACCGUCGGCGCCGCCACCGUGGACCGGCUGUUCCCGUCGAAUCUCACGCUUGGGAACGGUGCUGUGCUCGCGGGACAGUCCCUUUACGCCAUGCAGGCCAAGGGAACCGCCAUGAUGCCGCUAGUGUUCAGCGGAUCCCCUGGUGACUGGACGCCCGACACGGUCAUGGGGAAAAUCGUGGUGUGCAUGGACGGAGCAACCGACGCACAUGGCAUUCUCUUGCAGAAUGCUGGUGGAGCAGGGAUAGUUGGUGUGGAUCCUCGCGAGUGGUCUCGAGAUGGCACCACGGCCUAUGCCUUCACCCUUCCGGGUCUCGCGCUCAGCUACACCGCCGGCGAGAAGCUCAGGGCGUACAUGGCCUCGGAGCCCAACCCGGUGGGGUCCUUCAGCUUUGGCUGUGAGACGGUCAUUAGCAAGAACAGGGCGCCGGUGGUCGCCGGCUUCUCGUCGCGGGGCCCCAACCAGAUCGUCCCCGAGCUCCUCAAGCCCGACGUCGUCGCGCCGGGAGUGAGCAUUCUGGCGGCCUGGUCGGGCGACGCAUCUGUGUCGGGAGACUUUGUCGACGGGAGGAGAACCGCCUACAACAUCAUCUCGGGCACCUCCAUGGCGUGCCCGCACGUCGCCGGCAUCGCGGCGCUGAUCAAGAAGAAGUACCCCAGCUGGACGCCGGCGAUGUUACGGUCGGCGCUGAUGACGACCGCCUGGACGAUCGACAACCGCGGCCGGCGCAUCCGCGACAACGGGGCCACCGCUGACCUCAACGACGGCGUCAGGGUCGCGACGCCGCUGGUGGCCGGGGCCGGGUACGUCCACCCGGAUCUCGCGCUGGACCCGGGCCUCGUCUACGACGCCGGCAAGCGCGACUACGUCGACUUCCUGUGCGCCCUCAACUACACCGCGGAGCAGCUGCGCCUGUUCGUGCCAGACUUCGUCAGGUGCACGAGGACGCUCGCCGGCGGCCCUGCCGGCCUCAACUACCCGUCCUUUUCCGUGGUCUUCGACAACGGCACCGCCAUCCGCACGCUGACGCGGACGCUGACCAAGGUGUCCGAGGAGGCCGAGACGUAUAAUGUCAUCGUCAAGACGCCGAAGCACGUGAAGGUGACCGUCACGCCGACGACCCUGGUGUUCAACGAGCCCAACGAGAGGAAGAGCUACUCGGUGGAAUUCAGAAAUGAAGCCCGUGGAAACCGGAAGACAGAGUGGGGUUUCGGACACAUCAGCUGGGAGAACGAAAACCAUCGUGUCAGGAGCCCAGUGGCCUGCCAUUGGCAGAACUGA